Meloidogyne enterolobii is the source of this 528-nucleotide messenger RNA. The record is from the annotation of a GenBank genome assembly. Lineage: Eukaryota; Metazoa; Nematoda; Chromadorea; Rhabditida; Meloidogynidae.
AUGACAGCUGAACAGCUAUACGCAAUAGAAGUUGAAGAACCAUUAAUUGUCAAGCUGCACGAAAAGCUUUUUAGGCCUUAUACACAUCUUGCCUUCAAGUUUAUUUCACUUCCACUUGCCAGUCGAGUUAAAUUAAUAAAUACUUCCAACGAUACAAACGGCACACAAUUUCUGCUUAGAAAUUAUACCGAUAUUCAAUGGGAUAAGAAAAUGUAUAUAACAUCAGAACAGCUUCGCCUAAAAAACCACGACCAUACUUUUAAAGUAAACUAUAAUUGUUUUCUAAACCUUAAUUUCCUUCAGAUUUUCACCAAGUCAUCUUCUUUAACUCUGCCUAGAUGGGAAUGGAAAUUAGACUUUCAAAUUGUACAAAAUUUGUCAUGUGUUAACGACGAGCUUCGAGUUACCCUUACCGCCGUGGAUGUUGAUCACACUGGCCGAUCUGUCGAAUAUAUGUUAAUGAUUUGUAGUGAAAGAAAAGUUUUAAGAACAAUUACUGACAAAAAAUUCUUCUCAAAAUCGAGGUAA